AGAAAACUAAUGCCAAACACCAAUCAAACAUUGAACUCUAGCGUAGCUGGAAGAAUAUAAAGCUUGAGCAUUUAAUUGGUAGCCCUUCUUCUGCUGCUGCUAUGAUGAUGCAACGUGCCAAUUUAUUUUAUUGCUGUCAUCGCAAAUCCAUUGCCCUAAAAUUUGUUCCCACUCUUAUAAAAAUGAAUGGAAUAUCUAUUUCUCAUUUUUUGAAUGAUGAUAAAAAGGUAGGCAUUGUUCAUCAAUCAACAUCUUCAAGUUCCACCACAAAAAGUUUGCCUCAAGGUCCAGGAUUCGAACAUUUUCUGAACAAUGCUCCUCAAAACUAUCAACCAUCAAAGCAUUUGCUUGAGAAGAUAUCACACCCUUAUGUUCAUAUUGAAGAUAUUUCAGGCCAUGGAAGGAAAGUGUGUUUCCAAGUUCAUGGCUGCCAGAUGAAUGUUAGUGAUGUUGAAGUUACAUGGUCAGUGUUGAAAUCAGUUGGUUAUGAGAAAACUGAAAUCCUUGAUGAAGCUGAUGUCAUUCUUGUUAUGACAUGUGCUAUUCGUGCUGGAGCAGAACAGAAGAUAUGGAAUAAAUUAAGAAAUUAUCAGCUGCUGAAAAAGAGGCGUGCUAAGAGCCUCAAUCCAAUUCCUGUUAAAAUUGGUAUUUUAGGAUGCAUGGCAGAAAGGCUCAAGAAGGAUAUCCUUGAUCAAGACAAAGAAAUUGAUCUUGUGAUGGGACCUGACAGUUAUAGAGACUUGCCUCGGUUACUUGCCUUAACUCAGAGUGGUGAGAGAACUGUCAAUGUGCUUUUGUCACAGGAAGAAACUUAUGCUGACAUUAUGCCUGUGAGUCUUGCCCAAAACAAAAUCUCAGCAUUUGUUUCUAUCAUGCGUGGUUGUGACAAUAUGUGUUCCUAUUGUAUUGUGCCUUUCACUAGAGGCAGAGAAAGAUCUCGACCAAUAGAAUCAAUAAUGAAUGAAGUGAGGGCUCUCUCAGAUCAGGGAGUGAAAGAGAUUACAUUGCUUGGUCAGAAUGUCAACAGUUACUGUGAUAUGAGCCAGACGACGCAUGCUGGAAUCAAUCUUUCUUCACAAGAACAAGCUUCAGCAGCAAUAUCCAAAGGAUUUAAAACAAUUUAUAAACCAAAAAAGGGUGGAUUGAGAUUUUCAUCACUCUUAGAUGAAGUCUCAAAAAUUGAUCCAAACAUUAGAAUCAGGUUCACAUCACCCCAUCCUAAGGAUUUUCCUGACAAAGUCUUGGAACUCAUACGAGACAGAAAAAAUAUUUGCAGCCAGCUGCAUUUACCAGCUCAGGCUGGCAGCUCCCGAAUCUUGGAAAUAAUGAGAAGAGGCUACACAAGAGAAGCUUAUCUGGAGUUGGUUCAGCACAUCAGGAGUGUGAUCCCAAAUGUAGCUUUAUCAUCUGACUUCAUUGCUGGAUUCUGCUCUGAAACCGAAGAAGAGUUCCAGGAAACCCUAUCCUUAAUGGAGGCUGUAAAAUAUCAUUUCUGCUAUGUCUUUCCUUACAGUUUACGUGAAAAGACUCCAGCACACCGCGACCUGAAAGACGACGUUCCUUCUGAGGAGAAGGCGAUGAGAAUGGCUAGGCUUACUGACGCCUUCAGACGACACGCGCUUCAAUGGAACCAAAAACAGGUGGGGCAGCGGCAGCUGGUGCUGGUGGAGGGCUGCAGCAAGCGGUCCAAGCUCCAUCUGGCCGGCAGGAACGACAGCAACACAAAGGUGAUAUUUCCAGACGUGCCGGUGCCAGACGCCCUUCAGAGCGACUCACCAAGUCGCUCUCCUUGUCCCGGCGACUACGUGGAGGUGGAGAUCAGCGACGCUUCGUCGCAGGUUCUGCACGCGCGGCCUCUGCUCAUCACGUCACUGCAGGCGGCGUGCGUGUGAUGUCCUGCUGUGUCACACGUAGCAGGGGAAGGGUUGUGUGAGGAAAAAAAAACCCUGAUGGAUUACUUUUGUGUGUCACCGGACGUUCGCCGCAACCUUCUACCUUGUCAGAAUGUUUGAACUUCACGGCCAAACGCCGGCAACAGCCUUGUAAAAAUACACUGAUCUGGAUAAAAUUUCAACCGAUGGUAUUUUAUUGCACUUGGUUGUUCAUUAAAACUCUUGUUCAUACGGAUAAAAGGUAAAUUUUAUUUCUGUACUUUAAUAGCAACACGUUUAAAAUAGCAAAACCUA
This is a messenger RNA of Hyalella azteca, 2186 nucleotides long. Its product is annotated as mitochondrial tRNA methylthiotransferase CDK5RAP1. The coding region runs from base 102 to 1892 and encodes 596 amino acids. Gene Ontology annotation, molecular function: tRNA-2-methylthio-N(6)-dimethylallyladenosine(37) synthase activity; 4 iron, 4 sulfur cluster binding. Gene Ontology annotation, cellular component: cytosol; mitochondrion. Lineage: Eukaryota; Metazoa; Arthropoda; Malacostraca; Amphipoda; Hyalellidae. The record is from RefSeq and is a predicted model, not a curated record. The transcript has 6 exons. Gene Ontology annotation, biological process: negative regulation of cyclin-dependent protein serine/threonine kinase activity; tRNA modification.